Messenger RNA from Planococcus citri (citrus mealybug), 2422 nucleotides. Its product is annotated as 4-hydroxybutyrate coenzyme A transferase. Gene Ontology annotation, cellular component: mitochondrion. Gene Ontology annotation, molecular function: acetate CoA-transferase activity. Gene Ontology annotation, biological process: acetate metabolic process. Lineage: Eukaryota; Metazoa; Arthropoda; Insecta; Hemiptera; Pseudococcidae. The record is from RefSeq and is a predicted model, not a curated record. Bases 304 to 1740 code for a protein of 478 amino acids. The transcript has 9 exons.
GUUGUCAAACUUUCAGUGCUUUUCAGUUUUCUGUUCUGCUAGUGUUUCAACUAUUGCUGUCGAUAAACUUUAUAUUUUUCGAUUUGUAGAAAGUUCGAAGCUGUAUAGUGAGUACUUGAGUCAAGUGGUUCGAUAAUAUCAGUUAAUUGAACUCGUUAACUAUCUUUUCAUCUAAUCGUCAGCUCAUUAUUUAUGAAAGUACAAGAUAUCUAGUAGUUUCGGUCACAUCAUCGUUAGCUUAUUUCUGUCGACAUAAUUUUACUCGUUUGUGUUGAUUUGUCGUUUGUUUAAUAAUUUCUAUCAAUGGCUGAUAAAUUUCAAAAAUUAGCAUCCCGUUUCGGUAAAUUAUUACUUCCAAGUAAUAAAUACAAUGUUGAAAAAUCAGCUGUAAAUUUCUACUUCACGUAUUCACCGGAACCGGCGCAGCCUCUCCCUCGGGAUCCGAAAUGGACUUCAGCCGAAGAAGCUGUCUCCUGUAUAAAAUCUGGGGAUACGGUUUUCCUCGGAGGAGCAGCGUCUACACCCAUUCCACUCAUUCAAGCUAUGACCAAACAUGGAUUAGAAAAGAAACUGAAAAAUGUUAGCGUUUGCCAUAUUCAUACGGAAGGAAAAGCCGAAUAUACAGCUCCCGAAUGCGAAGGGAUAUUUCGAUCAACAUCGUUCUUUAUGGCGGGAAACGUACGAAAAGCUGUAGCAGAAGGACGAAGUGACUGCGUUCCUAUAUUUUUAUCCGAGAUACAUUAUUUAUUCGAUAGAAAAGUCAUUCAACCAGAUGUUGCCAUUAUUCAGGUAUCGCCACCCGACGAACAUGGCUUCUGUUCCUUGGGAACCAGCGUUGAUAUAGUCCGAAGUGCAAUUGCCAGUUCGAAAAUCAUCAUAGCUCAAGUGAAUAAAAACAUGCCACGAACGUUCGGUGACGCACUAGUCCACCAGUCCCAUUUCGAUUACGCGGUCCAAUUAGAUAUGGACCUCCCCGAACACGGUGGUAAUCCACCUUCGGCCAAUGAGACUAAAAUAGGCGAAUUUAUCGCCCAAGAAUUGGUAGAAGACGGAGCCACGUUGCAAAUGGGUAUCGGAGCUCUACCAGACGCCGUAUUAUCGAAAUUAACCAAUCAUAAAGAUUUGGGAAUUCAUUCCGAAAUGUUCAGCGUUGGCGUUAUCGAUCUAGUCAAACGUGGCUGCGUUACUAAUAAUAAAAAAACUAUUAAUAAAGGCAAAAUCAUUAGCAGUUUCCUGAUCGGAACAAAACCUUUGUACGAUUUUGUCAACAAUAAUCCUCUCAUUGAAAUGAGAACGUGUGCGUAUACCAAUCAUACCAGUGUGAUUGCUCAGAAUCCAAAAAUGACCGCCAUUAAUUCUUGUAUUGAAGUUGAUAUUACUGGUCAAGUUGUAUCCGAUUCAAUCGGUACAAGAAUGUAUUCAGGUUUUGGAGGCCAAGUCGACUUCAUCAGAGGAGCCGGCGAAGGUUUAGACGGUAAAGGUAAACCGAUCAUCGCGAUGCAAUCGACCAACGAAAAAACCGGCGAAAGUAAAAUUACACCUUUCUUAAAACCAGGCGCCGGUGUCGUUACAACGAGAGCGCAUGUGCACUAUGUCGUUACGGAAUACGGAAUUGCUUACUUAUUUGGUAAAAGCUUAAGACAACGUGCGCACGCUCUUAUCAACAUUUCUCAUCCUCAGCACCGCGAAUCGUUAGAAAAAGCCGCCUACGAUCGUCUGAAAGUUAUGCCAUCUGCGUAGAAUAACGCGAGAGUCGCGACUAUACCUACGCCACGUGGUAUUCUAUAAUUUAUUCUAUACCUCUUUAUCUCUAUAUUGAUCUAUUUCUUUUCUUCGAUGAAAAAAAAAAAAUCCAGAAUAUCGAGAGCUUAUUACACAGACGAUGACUCUAAAACACAAUUGAAUUACGAAUCGCUUAAAUCAGUAUUAGAAAGAUUUCUCUUCGGGUAGGUUAAUUACUUUUUAGGAUACCAGAUUACCACCGAGAAUACGUAACUCGUAUCCAUCCAUUGCAUUCCUAUUCGUAUAAGCAGAUACCUUGGUGUUUUUAGAGCUGGUUCGUGUGCCAUUUUGUAAUUUUUAUCCUCGUAUGUGAUAGUUUUAAUUUUUCGGUAAACUUUCGCUGUUUUUAUUUCUCUCCUUCUCGUAACAAUCUCGAACGAUCCGUGAUAAAUACAUUCUCGUGUAAUUACGUAAUACUACAUAUAAUAUUUCUGAACGCGUGUGAAUAAAAAUGUAGCUGGAAUUAUUUGAUAAUUGGUUACCGUAGUUUUGAAAUUGGAUUAGCCCACCAGAUUAUUUUCCUCGUAUGUUGUGUGAAAUUAUGUUUUAAAAAAAUGAUUCGCUAUGUACCUACCUACUAAGCUAUGUAUAAAUAGAUCGUGUAAAGCAAUUAUUAAGCAAUAAAUUAUAUUGUGGUGUU